Molecule: messenger RNA, 387 nt
Organism: Orycteropus afer afer
Lineage: Eukaryota; Metazoa; Chordata; Mammalia; Tubulidentata; Orycteropodidae
Gene: TM4SF5
Product: transmembrane 4 L six family member 5
Exons: 2
Coding region: 1-387 (128 amino acids)
Cellular component (GO): membrane
Source: RefSeq, a predicted model, not a curated record
AUGUGCAUAGGAAACUGUGCCCACUGCAUGAGGGAUCUGAUGGUCUGCAUCAUAGCCAACACACUCCUGCUGGUGCCUAAUGGCAAGAGUGAGUGGACCAACCACCUCAGCUUGCACAUCUGCUUCAUGGCAGGCUUCACUGGCAGGAGCUUGGUGGUGACAAAGCUGGCGAGGGAGAUGGGCCAAGGGCGGAUUACUUGCUCAACCGUACUCUAUUGGAGUCUGUGCAAGAAUCAGUCUCAAUGCAACGUGAUGCUCUUCUCCCUGCUGGUGGCUGCCUCAGGCUUAGAGAUGGUGCUGUACGGGGUGCAGCUGGUGAACGUAGCUAUUGGUGUCUUCUGUGGCAAUUGCAGGAAGAACAGGGGGCAGUGUGGGGGAGGGUGGUAG